Molecule: messenger RNA, 2005 nt
Organism: Salvia splendens (bonfire salvia)
Lineage: Eukaryota; Viridiplantae; Streptophyta; Magnoliopsida; Lamiales; Lamiaceae
Product: leucine-rich repeat extensin-like protein 4
Exons: 1
Coding region: 105-1298 (397 amino acids)
Molecular function (GO): protein binding
Source: RefSeq, a predicted model, not a curated record
UAGAGACAAUAACAUCUAUAUUUCCAGUUCAAGGGCAUUCAAUGAAGCAACCUACUUUCCUCAAACAUACAACACCAAAUUCCUCUCACUAAAUACAUUUCCACAUGAAGAAUAGUAGCUGCCUCCUCCCACUCCUCCUCCUCUUCCUCCCCAUCAUCGUCGUUAGAGCCGCAGUUAUUGUCGGCGGAGGGAUUACCGUGGGCGGGGGAGGAGUCUGGAUUGGAGGCGGAGUCAGCCCUCCCACCUCCGCCUCAAAGCUGACCAUCGCCUACGCCGCUCUCCAGGUCUGGAAAGCCGCAAUAACAGACGACCCCCUCAAGAUCACAACCUCAUGGAACGGCCCCAAUGUCUGCUCCUACAGAGGCGUCUUCUGCUCCGAUUCCGUCAAUUUCAUGGGAAAUCCAGCGGGCGUAGUGGUGGCGGCGAUAGAUCUCAACCACGCCAAUUUGCAGGGCACUUUGGUUAAAGAGCUUUCUCUCCUCGCCGAUCUCUCCCUCCUCCACCUCAACAGCAACCGCUUCAGCGGCGGCGUGCCACCCUCGUUCAGAAACCUGGCGUCGCUCACCGAAUUAGACCUCAGCAACAACCGCUUCUCCGGCGGAUUCCCCACCGCCGUUCUCUACAUUCCAGAUCUCGUCUAUUUAGACCUCCGAUUCAACAGCUUCUACGGUCCAAUUCCGGAGGAGCUAUUCGAUAAGAAACUCGACGCCAUCUUCCUCAACAACAACCUCUUCUCCGGCGAGCUGCCUCAAAAUCUAGGGAAUUCUCCGGCAUCUGUGAUAAACCUGGCCUACAACAAGCUGAGCGGCGCGAUCCCGUUCAGCUUGGGGUACAUGGGGAUCAAGGAGAUCCUGUUCCUCAACAACCAGCUCACCGGUUGCAUUCCCCAAGGCGUGGGGAUGUGGUCGGACCUUCAGGUUUUGGAUGUGAGCUCCAAUUCACUCAUCGGGCAUUUGCCGGACUCUCUGUCUUGCCUCCGUAACAUCGAGGUUCUCAAUUUGGCGCGCAACCAGCUCUCCGGUGAACUGCCGGAUUUGCUCUGCUCGCUGCGGAGUUUGAUUAAUUUGACGGCUGCGGCUAAUUUUUUCUCCGGCUUCAGCCAGGAUUGUGACAGGAAUGCUGGAUUCGGGUUCGAUUUCACGUUCAACUGCAUUCCGGGGAGGGAGCUGCAGCGGCCGCAGCCGGAUUGCACGGCGAUUCCCGGCGGCGGUCUCAGCUGUCUUAGAAUUCCUGCGGCGAGGCCUCUUGUAUGCGGGGUUUUGGCGGGGGCUGAGUUCACUGCGAAUCCGCCCCCGUGAGGGAGGGGGAUUAUUAGGGUUGCUGUAGUGGCUCUGCUCUUUCAUGAGAAAAUCGCAUUUCUAGGCCAGUUGGCCUCAGAAAUAACGGAAAUAUACCCGUUUUGUUAUCUAUUCCAUAUAUGGGAAAAACGUCAACCACAUUGGCGUUUCUAUAAGUAAAAACGCCAACAACAAUGUCGAGUUUUAAUUUAAAACGCCAACUACGUUGGCGUCUUUUAAUUGCAACGUAUUUUAGUCGUAUUUUUUAUAAAUACAGUAUUGAGUAUAAAACGCCAUUCGCAUUGGCGUGUAUAAUAUAAAACGACUUUUUCGUUGGCGUGUUUAUUCAAGUAGAAACGCCGGGUAGAAUGUCGUUUUGAUAAAAUACGCCAACGUGGUCGGCGUGUUUCAAAGAAGACGCCACUGUCAUUGGCGGCUUUAUACAGAUCUGAUAUAUCCCCUUCUCCUCCCCCAAAUCGCGAAAAACUCAGCCCACACACUCUUAUCCAAGGUAGACUGCUCCACGCGAAUUCGCCCUCCAUCCAUCUAUCGGUGCUAUUUUCCCCCAAAUUUGUAUAUUAUUUUCGAUUAGUAUGCUUAUCUUUUACAUUAUUUGAGUAAUUGUUGGAUAGUUAGCUAGGGUUUGUAAUUGGUUGUGAAUUGAGCUGAAAUAUUGUGCAGAAUUAUUAUUGUGUAGAAUUAUUAUUGUGUAGAAUUAUUAUUUAGCA